This is a messenger RNA of Aplysia californica (California sea hare), 2093 nucleotides long. RefSeq names its product latent-transforming growth factor beta-binding protein 4. Gene Ontology annotation, molecular function: protein binding; calcium ion binding. Lineage: Eukaryota; Metazoa; Mollusca; Gastropoda; Aplysiida; Aplysiidae. The record is from RefSeq and is a predicted model, not a curated record.
ACCACCGAACUUCCACUUCCACCAUCACCAACCACCGCACCUCCACUACCAACACCACUAACAACAACAGAACUCCCUCUACCACAAACCCCUCCCGAACCAACCGAGGUUCUUCCACCAGGAACAGAAGAGCCCCCUGUGGAUACAUGUGACGAAUCUGUGGUUGAGUUCUGCUCCGCACUCUCAGAAAUUUGUGGAGGAAACAUCAUGGAGAUGUGUGUACAAGACCAGUGUGAUGGAGAACUCCGAUUCUGCGAAUACUUGACUUCUCAGCCAUUUGAAUGUGAUGACAUGGGUGCUUUGUUGAGCAUAAUCAACGACAAGAAUUGUGGUGAAUACUGUGGAGAGAACAUGCAGUUCACUUACUCAGUCAUCUCGAAACAACCAACUUGUUCCGAGCCUGAUCUUGUACCAGUUGGAGGAGAAGAUGAGUUCGACGACUACGAGUUUGGUUGUGUCUGCAAACAAGGAUUUGUCAUGAGCGGCAACUACAUGUGUGUCCGUGAGGAUGAGUGCGGCUGCACCAUGGAAGAUGGAGAGUACAGACAGAGAGACAGCGUGUGGAGAAGCGAGGACUGCAGCAAGAUCUACACUUGCACCGGCCCAGGAGAAAACGGCAUUGUAGAGGAGGAUUCACCUUGUGGGGAGAAUACCGAGUGUCUUGAUACAGAAGAAGGACCUGCUUGCAUGUGUGAAGAAGGAUUCUUCGGCAACCCCAUUAUGCCAGAGGGAUGCGAAGAGGGCAAAAAGGAUGACGAUGGCUCCAAGAUUUGCUACACAUACGUCAACCUUGAUGGCUCUACUGAACAAAAGUGCAACUGCACAAUGGGCUAUGUCUCAAGCUGUAACGAUUGUGAAGAUAUUGAUGAGUGUAAACUUGGCUUACACGAAUGUGAUUUGAGCAAAGAGAACUGCGUAAACAUCCCAGGUGGUUAUGACUGUGAAUGUGCUGAUGGUUUCAAGGAGACUGAUAAUGGCUGUGUUGACAUUGAUGAAUGCAAGGAGCAGAGACCUUGUGGUGACAACACCGGAUGUACCAACAAACCAGGAUCUUACAAGUGCGAAUGCUGCGCAGGCUACAAGAUGGAUGACGGUGAAUGCGUGCGCGACACUGAAGGCUUCCCAGACAUUCCUGAUGACGCCCAGUGUUGUCUCCAGUGCAACAUCCCAGCCAUCUGCAAAGAUGUGGAGAGUGAACCUGUACCAAUCUGCUACACGAAGCCCGAUGGAGAAAAACAGACUUUCGAAGAUGGAAAGGUUCUCUUCCAGACCUUGUGUUUGAACGGCGAGGAAUUUGUACCAAGCAACGCACAGAAGGGACAGAAAUGCCCCGAGGAAGUAGAACCAACCGAACCUCCUACACCCCCUCCUACAACAGAAGCUCCUGCCGCCACCACCGCAGGCCAGGCACCACCAAGCAGCUGCGACGUAGAUGUACUCAAAUCCACUCUUCCUCCACCACCUCCACAAUUGUCCUCUGGUCCAGUGUGUGGUCCAAGUAAUGGCCCCGAUCCUCAGACAUACGACUCUUACUACGAGAUGGCCCAGGCUGUGUGCCAGAGCUCUGGAAGUCCACGAAAUAUGCCUACUUUGUCGCCUAUUGCUGCUGAACCAGGACCUUGCGAGGAGGAGCCUGAAGUAACAGAACCAGUAGUAACAAUACCAGUAAUACCAAUCCCAGCUCCACAAGAACCAGCCAAACGAAUGUGUGCAGAUGGUCCAGUCCCAGGAACUGUCCACUACCACCACUCCAGCCUUGUGGAAACCUGCACAGGUCCCAGCGUUGAAAUCUUCACUUGCGGUGAACUGUUGUGCGAGGGUGGUUCCGACACUUGCUGCAAGCCUAUCGCAGUAGAACGUAAAGAGGUUGACAUCAUGUGCUACAAUACCUCACCUGAACAAGAGUUCUCCAGAACCUUCAAGCAUAUACACUACAGUGCACAGAAAUGCCAGUGCCAAGAGAACACACAAGAUGACUUUGGCGAUGACUAAGCGACACGAAAUGUGUCACCACACACGCCACUGACAAUGAAUGGAUACUGACCAAAUAUAUUAAUUAUAGAAAUAAAGCAAGUUAAUGUAAAAACAAAAAA